AUGCCUCGAAUCGAUGUUGAAAAGGCAAUUGAGGAGCUCACGCUCGGCGAGAAAGUCGCUCUCACAGCCGGUAAGGAUUUCUGGCACACAGCCUCCAUCCCACGUCUGAACAUCCCUGCACUGCGCAUGUCCGAUGGUCCAAAUGGCGUCCGUGGCACACGCUUCUUCAACGGCAUCCCAGCAGCCUGUUUCCCCUGCGCAACAGCACUAGGUGCCACAUGGGAUGCAGAACUCCUUUCCCAAGUUGGUAGCUUGAUGGGUGAAGAGGCGAUCGCAAAAGGUACACAUGUCGUCCUCGGCCCAACGAUUAACGUUCAGCGGUCGCCGCUGGGCGGACGUGGCUUUGAAUCCUUUUCUGAAGACGGCGUGCUGUCUGGUACGCUGGCCGGACAUUUCUGCAAGGCCAUGCAAGACAAGGGCGUUGCUGCAACUCUGAAGCACUUCGUUUGCAAUGACCAGGAGCACGAGCGGAUGGCUGUUAGUAGCAUUCUCACGAACAGAGCGUUGCGUGAGAUCUACUUGAUGCCGUUCCAGUUGGCUAUGCGAAUUUGUCGUACGCAGUGUGUCAUGACAGCUUAUAAUAAGAUUAAUGGGACUCAUGUCAGUGAGAACAAGGCUAUAAUUGAUGAUAUCUUGCGCAAGGAGUGGGGUUGGGAAGGUGUUAUUAUGAGUGACUGGUUUGGAACUUACAGUACCUCCGAUGCUAUCAUCGCCGGCCUUGAUAUUGAAAUGCCGGGCAAGACCCGUUGGAGAGGAGAGGCUCUUGCACAUGCUGUCUCGUCGAACAAGGUUGCACAGUACCAACUCGACGAGCGAGUACGCAACGUCCUUAACCUCGUCAACUGGGUUGAACCUCUUGGUAUCCCAGAGGACGCACCUGAGAAGGCACUCAACAGACCAGAGGAUCAAGCUCUGAUGCGUCGCGCUGCUGCUGAAUCUGUUGUUCUGAUGAAGAAUGAAGGUGAUAUUCUUCCUCUCAAGAAGGACGGAUCAUUGUUGGUUAUUGGACCCAAUGCUAAACUCUCGGCUUACUGUGGUGGUGGUUCGGCGUCAUUGGCUCCUUACUACACAGUGUCUCCCUUGCAAGGUGUAUCUGCCAAGAGCAAAGGAGAUGUCAAGUUCAGCCAGGGUGUUUAUUCGCACAAGGAGCUACCACUUUUGGGUCCGCUACUGAAGACUGCUGAUGGCAAGCCUGGAUUCACUUUCAAGGUCUAUAAUGGACAUCCCGAGUCUGGUGCAGACCGUGAGGUCGUGGACGAGUUGCAUUUGCUUGAAUCAUCUGGCUUCUUGAUGGACUACGUUAACCCCAAGAUCAAAUCCAUGACAUACUACGUCGACAUGGAAGGAUCAUUCACCCCCGAGGAGAGUGGUGUUUACGACUUUGGUGUCACAGUCGUUGGAACAGGACGCCUCUUCAUUGAUGACGAUGUAGUCGUCGACAACACCAAAAACCAAAAGCAGGGCUCCGCCUUCUUCGGCACCGCCACAAUCGAAGAGCGCGGUACUAAAGAGCUCAACGCCGGUCAGACAUACAAAGUCGUCUUCCAAUUCGGUAGCGCACCAACCUCAGACCUGGAUACCCGUGGAAUCGUUGCCUUCGGUCCAGGCGGCUUCCGCUUCGGCGCCAGCAAGCAAGACAGCCAAGAAGAGCUGAUCGCCAAGGCAGUCGAGCAGGCCAAAUCCGCAGAGCAAGUCGUCAUCUUUGCCGGACUGACUCUCGAAUGGGAGACUGAAGGCCAUGACCGCGAGCACAUGGACCUGCCCCCAGGCAGCGAUGAGCUUAUCAGCCGUGUGCUGGAGGUCAACCCUAACGCAGUCGUCGUUCUUCAGUCCGGUACCCCAGUCACUAUGCCAUGGGAAUCCAAAGCCAAGGCUCUGGUACAGGCAUGGUUUGGCGGUAACGAAUGUGGAAAUGGCAUAGCCGAUGUCCUCUACGGCGACGUCAACCCCUCCGCCAAACUGCCCAUCACCUUCCCUCGUCGCCUGCAAGAUAACCCCUCAUACCUGAACUUCCGUUCCGAGCGCGGCCGCGUUCUCUACGGUGAAGACAUCUACGUCGGUUACCGGUACUUCGAGAAGAGCGAUGUGACGCCUGGCUUCAGUUUCGGUCACGGAUUGUCAUACACAACCUUCUCGCGCUCUGAUCUGCGCAUCGAGACUGUUCCCGAGCAGUCUAAAUACGCCGAGUCCGGUGAGCCGGUCACUGCUUCCGUCACUGUAUCCAACACUGGCUCUGUGGCUGGUGCGGAAGUUGUCCAGCUGUGGAUUGUGCCUCCCAAGACGGAUGUUGGACGCCCUGUACGCGAGCUGAAGGCGUUCCAGAAGGUUUUCUUGCAGCCUGGUGAGACUAAGACUGUGCAGUUGGUUGUGGAGAAGAAGUUGGCGACGAGUUGGUGGGAUGAGGAGCGUGAGCAGUGGAUCUCUGAGAAGGGGAAGUAUCAGGUUCUUGUCACUGGUACUGGUGCAGAGGAGCUGCUUGGUGAAUUCGAGGUUGGGAAGACAAGAUUCUGGCUCGGUCUGUAG
This is a messenger RNA of Penicillium brevicompactum, 2523 nucleotides long. Its product is annotated as beta-glucosidase. Bases 1 to 2523 code for a protein of 840 amino acids. Gene Ontology annotation, biological process: glucan catabolic process. Lineage: Eukaryota; Fungi; Ascomycota; Eurotiomycetes; Eurotiales; Aspergillaceae. Gene Ontology annotation, molecular function: beta-glucosidase activity. The record is from RefSeq and is a predicted model, not a curated record. The transcript is spliced from 3 exons.